This is a messenger RNA of Megalobrama amblycephala (Wuchang bream), 531 nucleotides long. Its product is annotated as MIEF1 upstream open reading frame protein-like. The transcript is spliced from 3 exons. Bases 319 to 531 code for a protein of 70 amino acids. The record is from RefSeq and is a predicted model, not a curated record. NCBI's taxonomy places the organism in Eukaryota, Metazoa, Chordata, Actinopteri, Cypriniformes, Xenocyprididae.
UUCCGGAGCGGCAUUUGGUCGACCCUUCACUGAAUGCUGAUCUCCUCCACCCUUGACAAGCCAAACAUUAAUUUCCUGUCUAAUUCAAACUGACAUCUCUUCUCUGAUGAUGUGUUUACUGGCGUGAGGGCGGGGCAACCUGUCACUCACAUGACAUCACAGCAAUAGCAAACCACAACCACAAAAUCAAGUCUCUCCUUACAUUGUUUUCUUAUUCAAGAAGCCGUUUCACUUGGAUAUACGUCUAGGGUUGCAAAGGGGCAGAAAGUUUCCGGUGCGUGUGAGACAUCUGUCUCUGCCCGCUCUGAACCCUCCCUGAUGGGCGGCUGGUCCCGCAGUGCCGUGCUGCAGCUGUACCGAGCUCUGCUCCGUGCAGGUCAACACCUACAGUACACCGACCGCGAUUACUACCGGCGUGCAGUGACCCGAGAGUUCAGACGCUGUCAGACCCUCAACGCCCCAGCAGAGAGGGAGGACGCGCUGAAGAGAGGCCAGUUCUUCCUCAACAGCAGGCUGGGCGGCUUGGUGUAG